AUGGAUGCCGCUGCAUCCUGCAACUCUCCUGCGGCGGUGCCGCCGCAGGAUGUGGUGGCCUCGCCUGAGGCGACCCCAUCCGCCUCGCAGUGCGAGGACUCGAUGCCUCCGAGAAAACGCCGUAAGACGUCCUCUGAGGAUAGCAACGGUGAGGGCAAAGAGAAGAGGCAGAGUGGCAGCUCCAGUUCGGCCUCGCAACACCGAAGAAAGGCGCCAGCCUCAUCUGCCGACCCACCCGAAACUGUUGCUGCCGGGGAAGGAGACAUCGCUGCAGAGGCCACCCUAGCGGUCGCCCAGGACGCGAAAGAGCCAGCUGAAGUUGCAUCAGCGGAGGCCGAGCCCCAGCAAGAGGCUGCUGAUACCGCUGCAGCAGAGGAUCCAGCUGCUGCUUUGGGAAUUGCUGAGUUGGAGCGACUGGCGACCAGCCUGGGCUGCACGCAGACAGCCUUGCUCCAGGCUGGGGAGAUCGACCCAUCAGUCGUGGCAGCACUGCCAGAGGACAUGCGAGGAGCAGUCGUAAUGGCGACCUUGUCACAGGUCAACGUCGACCACCUUCGCACCCGCGGUGCUGCUGAGAGCACCAGCUCUGGUGCAGCCCCAGAUGCAGGUUACCACGAGAUCGACGCUUCGGUUCUCGAGGCGCUCCCCCCUGAGAUCCGGGAGGAGGUCAUGAGAGAAGAAGAGAGAAAGCGGCGCGAGCAGGAGCGUGCCCAGCAGCGAGCGGCUGAAGCCGCCACAGCACAGGCACAAGCUCCGCAGGCUGCGGCUGCAAUCGGAAUGAGUGGAGACAUGGACAAUGCCUCCUUCAUCGCGUCGUUGGACCCCAUGCUCCGCGAGGAGGUGCUGAUGACCGCCCCGGAGGAAGUUCUGCAAACUUUGCCUGCCGAGCUGGUGGCAGAGGCGCAGCUGAGCCGUGACCGUGCCUUCAUGCGCAUCGCCAGCCGCCGUGAGGGCCCACCCCCGACGCAGCCACCCCCGCAAGUCCGGGCUCCGCGACCGCAGCCGCCGGCGCCGGUACGGCCACAUCAUUAUCUGCAGGCCAUGGAGCAGCAGCUCUCUCAGCUAGGAGGUCGGCGGGCGUGGUUCCACGGAACGGAUGGCCGAUUCAGACAGGCCAGUGAUGAUUUCAUGGCCCAGCUUGGCCUGGCGCUGGGUGGUUCACGCAGCCGACAGGCGUCGCCAUUAGCGCCUCCUGCUGGUGCAGGAGGCAGCGCUCCUGGCCUGUCUUCCUAUGACGAGGCCGACCGGGCUCUACUGGAUCGGCUGGGCGACUAUGACGAGGAGUCAUGCCAGGGCAUGGAUCCGCCGCUGCCGCCGGCGGCCAUCCGCAGUGUAUGCCAGUUGCUGUACCUCCGUCACGAGGUGACAGUGACUCCCUUGACGCGCCUCUUCUUCAACCUCUCACUACAUCCGGCAACCAGGCACUUCACCUUGGGCCAGUUCUUGGUGCUCCUCUGCAAGGAGCCCCAGGGACAGCACGCGGAGACACCGGGGUCCAGCGAGAAGUCGCUCCCGCCGGCGCACCUCUACGAAGGCCUCGAGAAUGGAUUGCUGCCAAUGUCGAAUGCAACCGAGGUGAAGGCAGUGGGCGCUCAGCGGGUCCUUCAGAUCUUGGCCUAUCUGCUCAGACGUGUACCACAGUGUGGCGAGUUCUUUGCCAAGCCCCUGCAGAAGGAGCCGUGGCUGGAGGGCGAGGCGCCCCUGGUCACUGGUGGGCAGUUGUCCAGCCUCAUCGGGCACCACUCGGUGAAUGUCCUGCUGCGACUCCUGACAACCAAGCUGUUCCUGGCCUCUUCGCGGCAUGCGGCUUCGCUUCUGGCCAUUCUCCACGCGCUGCUGGUACCAGUCAAGGCGAAGAAGGAGGAGAAGCUGGCAGAACCAUCAGGAGGACCCGCCGAGGAGGCUCCCCAGGCAGCUUCCGAGGUGCCCAGCGAGGUGGACAAGGACGGAAAGGCGAAGAAGGCUCCUGAUCGGAGCUUGGAGCGCUGGUCGGUGAUCAACAGGAACAUGCACACCGUGCUGUCCCGAGAGAGUGUACUGGCAUUGUGCCACUUCCUGUGCCAAGCGGGCAGCGGACAUGGAUCCAGCGGAGAGGCAGACACCUUCCAAAUGGCAGGGGAGAUUCUGGUGGCGCUCGCUGCUUCGCAGGAGCAUCUCACCAUGGUCCGGGCAGACCUCAUGCGAGUUCUGGCCAACCUGGUGACCAACAUCGAAGCGGACCUCGCCAAGUGUGAGCCGGCCUCGACGGACCCCUCCACGAUGGAGCGGUUGCUUCGACUUGUGCGCACCCUCGCCGAGGUCUUCAAGGAGGCAGCAAAGGCCAGCGCGAAUCAGGAGCUGAAGAUCGAGGACUUUUUGAGGGAAGCUCGCCUGGAGGAUCUUUGGACAUCCUUGGAUCAGACCUUAGACCGACUCCAUGACACGGAGGUGUUUGCGACUCCGGCGCAGCGCAUCCUGUCUACGGGGGUUGCGCCCUCGCAGCUGCGGAUCGAGAGCUCAACGGGCUCCAACAUGAGCGGAGCCUUGGCGUCCAACGUCCAGACCACUCCUCCAAAGCCGCUCCUCAAUAGGUUGCUCCCGUUGAUCGAGGCAUUCUUCGUGCUUCACAACGGCUCCAAGGAAGCUGACUUGGAAUCCAAGGAGAAGGAGCAACAGAAGGCUCAGGAACAGGAGGGUGGCUCAUCCUCCAGCUGUCCUGGGAAGCAGGUCUUUGCAGACCUCAUUGAGGUGACCCUGGUGGAGAGAAGCCGCUUCGGCCAGUUCUGCAAGCGACAUCGGAGGCCUUUGAAUGCGUUGAUCAAGCAGACCCCCUCGCUGUUGAACAAGUCCUUCUCGCCAGUGCUGAAGCACAUGCCGCACUGCUUGGACUUCGACAACAAGAGGGCUUACUUCAGAUCUCAGCUGAGGUCCAGGAGGAUGGAGAGCCGAUACGAAACGAUUCGCCUUCGUGUCAGGCGCUCCGAGAUCUUCAUGGAUUCCUAUCACCAGCUGAGAAACCGGACUGGUGAAGAGCUGCGUGCGAAGAUCCAGGUGCAGUUCCAGGGGGAGGAAGGCAUUGAUGCUGGCGGUGUCGGAAAGGAGUGGUGUGGGGCUUUGGCGAAAGAGAUUUUCAACCCCAACUAUGCACUCUUUGUCCAAGCUGGCGGCAAAGCUUGUACCUACCACCCGAACCCGAUGUCGUAUGUGACCAGAGACCACCUCGACUUCUUCCACUUCAUCGGGCGAGUGAUCGGAAAAGCGAUUCACGACGCUCAAAACUUGGAGGCCUGGUUCACCCGCGGCUUCUACAAGCACAUGCUGGGGAAGAAGGUCAUUGCUGCAGAUCUAGAAGCUUUCGAUCCGGAAUACUUCUCCAAUCUGAAGUGGAUGUUGGAACACGACAUCACCGACGUCAUUGAGCUUUAUUUCUGUGCAGAGAGCGAUGACUUUGGUCAGAUCAAGGUGGUCGACUUGAAGCCGAACGGUCGCAACAUUCCUGUGACCAACGAGAACAAGUACGAGUACAUCCAGCUCAUGUCAGAGCACAAGAUGACGAACUCCGUCCGACAACAGAUCGAUGCCUUCCUCAAGGGCCUGCACGAGAUCGUGCCGCCCGAGCUGCUGUCGCUGUUUGACGACAAGGAGCUUGAGCUGCUGAUCUCUGGGUUGCCAGACAUCGACAUCGAGGAUCUCAAGGCCAAUACCGAGUACCACAACUACACGACGCAGUCCGACCAGAUCCAAUGGUUCUGGAAGGUGCUCAGUGAGUUCAGCCAAGAGCAGAGGGCCUGGUUCCUUCAGUUCGCGACCGGCACCUCUCGCGUGCCCGUGGAAGGCUUCAAGGGACUUGUCGGAAUGCGUGGACCGCAGAAGUUCUGCAUCCACCGGGCAUACGGUCCUGAUCGGUUGCCUUCUGCUCACACAUGCUUCAAUCAGCUCGACCUUCCCGAUUAUCCUUCGGAAGAAGUCCUUCGAGAUAAAUUGCUCCAGGCAGUGCACGAAGGCCAUGAAGGCUUCGGCUUUGCCUGA
This is a messenger RNA of Symbiodinium natans, 4008 nucleotides long. NCBI's taxonomy places the organism in Eukaryota, Dinophyceae, Suessiales, Symbiodiniaceae. The record is from the annotation of a GenBank genome assembly.